GCUUGGCUUGGAGCGAAACACAAACCAACAAUCGCAACAACAGAAAAUUGACUUUAGAGUACUUUCAGAAAAAGCAAUGAGACAAUGAACCACGAACUCCCGCCUCGACCGCAAUCUCAUUCUCAAUCUGCGAAGAACGGCUUUGGCCUGAGCAAACUGAAGAAGAAACCUACCGCCAGUUUGGAAGAUCACUUCCAGAAGAAGAAGAAGCGCUUUGCUACUAGUAGUAAUAAGGCUACUGCUAGUAAUGGUGCUAGUAACAAGAGCGUGACUGACAGAAGCCUCAGUCAUCAGUCAGCAAACAGCGGCAUUUUCCACGAAGAGCAAGAAGAUGAAUAUGACAAUGCCAGUAACUACGAUUUCAGCGUUGUCAUGGGCUCCACCACGGGUAACCCCAACCCUAACACUGAGGAUUUGGAGGACUCUCAAUCCUGCCAGCUGAGCUAUCUAGAAGACUCUUUCACUUCUCUGCCUCAAUCAGAAGAACAAGUGCAACCAGAGGAAGCUACUGCAAAAGCAACAACUAACAAUGCUAGGCAUAGUAUGGAGGAGCUGCUACAUGUAGCUAUGGAUCAGAACAGGGAAGACACUCAGGACUCAACCUAUCAUGAGUCCAGUCCAGAAUCAUACAGGAUUCAAAACAAUGCUGACAACCAUAACAGCUCCAACCUAGAAUGCAUUCAAGAAGCUACUAGCAAGUCAUCCAACAGCAACAGUGACAACAACAGUGACAGCUCUUCAAGUAGCAGCUCUAGUAGUAGUAGUAGCAGUAGCAGCAGCAGCACUACCAGCAGCAGUGCCUCCAAACAACAAACCAAUGCACUGGGAGCUGAAAGCAGUCAAGAAACCCCCACCACCAAAAAUGGCAACAUUCAGUAUGAUGAUGUUCAUCUUCCAAAUACAAACAGUCAAGAAGAUGAUGAUGAUGCAGCAGCAGAUGUAGCAGAACCUACUGCUGCAGCCCUACAAGACUCUCUCUAUUUCCCACAUAGAAAGGAUGCAGACUUGCCACUUUCAGAGCUGGAAAAAUCAAUCAUCAUUGGACAGCAGAAGGCAUUGGUGGCAGAAAUUGAUUCUCCUGUCAAUCACAACCACUACUUCAAGAAAAAACAGCAGCAAAUGCUCAAAGAAAAGGAACAAAAAUUAAAGCAACUGCAACAGCAGCAGCAACAACAAAAACUACAACUACAACAAAUACAACUUGGGCUAGUAGAACCAGAAGCAGAACCAGCAAUGACAUUGCCAAUGCUACUGCGUGUACCUAACAAACCACAUGAACAUUCCAGAAAAACCAAUGAAGAACUUGCAGCCACGUCGGAAAAAGAACGAAGGAUUGCCAAUACAAACCAAAGAAGAAACUUGAAAAAAAGUGAAUCCGUUCGAAUACGUCAGCAAAAAGAACAGCAGCAAAACCAACAGCAACAACAGCAUACUAAGCACUCCUCACUGAGUCCUUUUGUGCUCUCCAGAAGCAGCAGUGAAGUCAUUCGAACUGCCACAAACAUGCACAACAACAACAACAACAACAACAACAACAACAACAACAGCACCAGCCACGACAUGAUGAGUUCCAGUGACCGGUACCUUGCGCCAUCACCCCCGGGAGAGGAGUAUGACACUAUUGCACAAGACGGUCCAGUGCUGGACCUGCCAAUGCUACAUGCUCGCCGAAAACGACCUAGCAUGGAUGUGUCUCACUCGACCGACGAAAGCAGCAAUGCUACACCCAAGCUUUCACACAACAAUAGACCCAGACAACCCAAGACAACACAUACUCGAGCUGGACGAAGAUCCUCGGCUUCGGCGUCCACGUCCACGGGAAAAGACAGUCGAGGCAGCAGCCGCUGCAGUCAUGAUGAUGCUCCAACGAAACGAAACACACAACAGCAACAACUGCCCAACAACAGCAGUCGGACGCUUCUAGUCUCCAACAAAAAGAAGAAACAACUGCCAACUACGAGUAGCAGCAGUGGUCGAAGUUUGACGGCGACCAUGAUGAUGGAAGGAUCGUCCAACAAGAGUCACUCUAGCAGUCGCAGUCUUCCCGCGAAAAAGCAAACGCAAAAGCAGCAACCACCCACUACCAGAAAGGUGCCCCUGCAUCGACGUGGUUGUGGAGCGGAUGCAUUGCCCAAACAACCCGGUGUUGUGGCAACACAGUCGCAGCAUGCUAGACAACAAAUGGGGUCCAAGAGUGAACACGAUAACACAGACACAACACCCACCACGUCACGACGAGCCUUGUUGACCAAAGUCAAGAGUGCCGGAUGUAUCUGCGGUAGUGCCAGUGCCAAGAGCAUGGCACGGGAAGAAACGGAACGCGGUGAUACCGAACGAUGUGAGACAGAGCGGGAACAGACGGAACGAGGUGGAGAUCAUAAUGAUGAUGAUGUCGAGUACGUCUACCAGCAUGACGACGACAACAAUGAUGACAACGACGUCCAAGAAGACGGCAAUGAUAUGGUCGAGGAACAACAGCUAAGUCAAAGAGGACAAAUGGUGGAUUGCUCGGCCUCGGAGGCUCGAAGCACAAAAAGUACCAAGCGCAGAAACUUGGUACGAAGUCUCAGCCAUACAUUUGGCUUACGUCGUCGGGCGUCCACCACUGAUUCUCGACCGAUCCAGGAUCAUCAUCAACAAGACGAAGAAGAGCAAACGCAGUCCGUGACAGCGUCAUCCAUGAGUCGUCGAUCGCAACGACGUGCUCGAAGACGACGAAGUCAACUGGAUCAGACCAGCAGCAAGAGCAAGCGACGAAGCCUCGUGCGAUCCCUCAGCCGGACCUUCUCGUUCAAGUCGGUCUUUAGUCGAAGCAAGAAAGCAGACGUCGACUUCGAAGAGUCUCAACAGCGGCAGGAUAAGGAUAUUGAGUUUGUUCCGGACUAUGAAAAUCAUCAAGGCCAUUGGAUUGAAAAGGAACAUUCCCUCCCCGCAAGCCCCUCCGAACUAUAUCGUCGGAGCAGUCGAAGAAACCCCGCGAGUUCAUCGACCUCUACGGACGUGACUUCUGGCAGCAUUGUCAUUGAUGUGGACGAUAUUAGCAGCUUGAUGGAGCUGGAACGUCAACGAGUGAGCUUGAGGAAGAUGGAAGCAGCCAUGCUUCAAAACAGCACGAGUUCUGUUGGAACUGACAACAAUCUGCCAAGGAAACGAAGAACCACUGAACGAGUGCCUUCAAUCCCCCCUGUCACAGCAUCCAGGCGUCAAUCUCACGACGAUGGACGCGCGCCCCCAAAGACGCGCCACACCGCUGUUCGCCACACUGCUGCUCGUCGGGACGGCCGACCCGGGCUUGUACCACAACGAGGGCGCUCUGUAAAGACGCUGGUCUCACGCCGAGACAAGAACGAUCCCCGCCACCUCCUAUUCCAGGAUCCACCAAAAAGACGAGCCAAAUCAUUGGAAGUUUGGGAGCGGCGAGGUUCAUUCUAGAUGGAUCAUACAUGUAGUGACUGUUAAUUGCUAAGCUACAUGUAAUUAUGUCGCCAACGAUUGUUGCUG
Seminavis robusta is the source of this 3501-nucleotide messenger RNA. The record is from the annotation of a GenBank genome assembly. Lineage: Eukaryota; Bacillariophyta; Bacillariophyceae; Naviculales; Naviculaceae.